AUGACGUGCGCGUUCGAACUCGAGCGCCAAGCUCGGAUCGAUUCCAACCGUAAGCGCAUGCUCGAGAUGGGCAUCGUGGGCAUGGCGCGCGACCUGGCGAAGACGGCGACACCGGUGAAGCGAAACAUCGGAACGACGCAGAGGAGGAUCGAAAGACGACCGGUGACGCCGGAGAGCGAGCGUAGACGGUCGACGCGCGAGCGCAAGACGGUGAGCUACGUCGGGAUGGAUGACGGAUCGAAGGAUCGGGAAGACGUCACGUUCUCGCGAGCGCGGGUCGCUCGGGCGCCGAAGGAGCGAUCGCCGCGGGCGACGUACUCGGUGGGCGGUCGGGUGUACGACAGUGAGCUCGGGGUGACGUGCCACUGGUGCCGGCAGAAGACGGUGGAGACGCACGUCCAGUGCGUCGGUGAGGCGUGCCAAGGCGCGCGAUUGCCGCUGUCGUUCUGCGGCAUGUGCCUGCGGAACAGACACGGUGAAGACAUCGACGACGCGGUGGCGUCUGGGUGCUGGGAGUGCCCGCGAUGCCGAGGAUCCUGCGGCGAAGGGUGCGUGACGUGUUGCAACUGCGGGCCGUGCCGCAAAAAGGCGGGCUUGUCUCCAACGCACCAAAUCAUCGGUCUCGCUCGCGCGAACGGGUUCGACAACGUGCACGAUUAUUUGGUCCAUCAGGCGACGGGCGAAAACGCCGAGGAGAUCGCCGCGCGCAAGCUGUCGUUUUCUUGGGGUAAGUGGUUGCGAGACGACUUCUGUCGACCGGUGGAGCAAACGGCAAUUGCGGACCAGCGACGCGUCGUGGAUGUCACCGCGGGUUCAUCCGCGGACGAAGAAUAUAGCGUUCGAGAUGUCGAUACGCCCUCUGAUUCCAACGCCAGCGAGUCCGACGAUGAUCAGUUCAUGGUGGUGCAGCGCACGCCGCAGAAGAAACGUUCCACCGCCGAGCCGGAAUCCGCGUUCGCGUCGCCGGCGAAGAAGUCUCGCGCGAGAACGCCUUCGCCGAAGAAGUCCUCGCCUUCGCCAAAAAAGCGCACAGUAUCUUCCCCGAAGAAGCACUCAGCGCCAUCCACGCCCGAGCCCCUUCGCGAGUACGGCGAAGACGUCUAUGAGUUUGAGCGCGUGCUCGCCACUCGCAAACGCGGCCGCGGGGAGCAGUUGCUCGUCAAGUGGAAGGGCUUCGGCGAGGACGAAGCCACUUGGGAGCCGAAGACGAACAUCAUCUUCCAGUAA
Ostreococcus tauri is the source of this 1227-nucleotide messenger RNA. Its product is annotated as Zinc-finger domain of monoamine-oxidase A repressor R1. The record is from RefSeq and is a predicted model, not a curated record. The transcript is spliced from 2 exons. Bases 1 to 1227 code for a protein of 408 amino acids. Gene Ontology annotation, cellular component: nucleus. Gene Ontology annotation, biological process: regulation of DNA-templated transcription. NCBI's taxonomy places the organism in Eukaryota, Viridiplantae, Chlorophyta, Mamiellophyceae, Mamiellales, Bathycoccaceae.